This is a messenger RNA of Astrephomene gubernaculifera, 492 nucleotides long. Lineage: Eukaryota; Viridiplantae; Chlorophyta; Chlorophyceae; Chlamydomonadales; Astrephomenaceae. The record is from the annotation of a GenBank genome assembly.
GGAAAGUUCUUCGGGGCGCGCAACGAAGGGGAGCUGAACAAGCUGCUGCAGGGCACUGUGAUGGUGCGCCGCCUCAAACGCGAUGUGCUCAAGCAUCUCCCGCCUAAGCGCCGACAGCAGAUCUUUAUCCGGCUGCCCGAGAAGGACAUGCGCAAGGUUUCGGAGCUGGGCCGCGAGCUGGAGGGCAUCCGGGCGGUGGCGGAGGCCAUGAUGGGUGCAGGGGGCCACGGAGGGACCGGCAUGCGAAGCGCCUUCAUGGAGCAGCAGAGCACCAUCAUGCGGCUGUACCGCGAGACGGCUGCGCUCAAGGCGGCUGCGGUGGCGGAGUACUGUGCCGACCUGCUGGAGGCGGAUGGCGCCAAGUUCCUCCUCUUCGCGCACCACCAGGUGUUGCUGGACGCGGUGGAGGCGCAGGCCAAAUCCAGCAAGGCCCGCUACAUCCGCAUUGACGGCAAGACAUCCGCGCUGGACCGCGCGGAGCAGGUGAAGCGC